AUGCAGGGAAUCAUCAAUAGCAGCUGGCCAAAGGGGAUCCAAAACAUCCGCGACUACGCCGGGUCGCGCGAGCUCGCGUUGUACGGUUCCCCUUGGAAAGAAAGUUACAAGGGAAAUGAUGACUCUCGACAGCUUGUACUCAAGAUUUUCGAGGCCCUAUAUGAUAUCGGGUGGGUGCUACAUGCGGCCGCAGAUUUGAGUAAAACACAGACCGCCAGAGACCUCACCGAAGCCCUAUUGCAAUCAUUUGGGUAUAAAGUGAGCAAGCAUGGAGUAACACGGGAGCACCUCGAGAUCAAGCUUUUUGGCUACCCUUGGGAACCGAGUGGCGAAGGCACUGUCCACAUGCCGUUGAUGAUCCUGGAAAUGCUAGAAACGCUUGAGAGAUUUGGCUACUCAAUGUAUGCGAGCGUCAAGGAUCAGAUCAGUAGCGAGGGACACGAUGCGGAUAUUUUGGUGAUGCAGCGACAUAAGAAUUGGGCUCCAGGCAUGCCAAUAUUCCAUAGAUGA
Clonostachys solani is the source of this 510-nucleotide messenger RNA. Lineage: Eukaryota; Fungi; Ascomycota; Sordariomycetes; Hypocreales; Bionectriaceae. The record is from the annotation of a GenBank genome assembly.